AUGCUGCUUCGUCUGCUGCUGGCCUGGGCGGCCGCGGUACCCGCGCUGGGCCAGGCCCCCGGGGCCGAGCCCCGGGCCACCUGCGGCCCUGGCAGCUGCUACGCCCUCUUUCCCCGGCGCCGCACCUUCCUGGAGGCCUGGAGGGCCUGCCGGGAGCUGGGGGGCGACCUGGCCACGCCGCGGACCCCCGACGAGGCGCAGCGCGUGGCCGGCCUGCUGGGCAGUGGCCCGGCCGACGGACUGCUGUGGAUCGGGCUGCAGCGGCCGGCCCGGCAGUGCCAACCCCAGCGGCCGCUGCGGGGCUUCACGUGGACCACCGGGGACCAGGACACCGCCUUCACCAACUGGGCGCAGCCGGCCAGCAGCGGGCCCUGCCCGGCGCAGCGCUGCGCGGCGCUGGAGGCUGGGGGCGAGCACCGCUGGCUGGAGGGCUCCUGCACCCUGGCCGUCGACGGCUACCUGUGCCAGUUCGGCUUCGAGGGCGCCUGCCCGGCCCUGGCUGAGGAGGAGGGCCAGGCGGGGCCGGCCGUCUACACCACGCCCUUCCACCUGGUCUCCACCGCCUGGGAGUGGCUGCCCUUCGGCUCGGUGGCCGCGGUGCCCUGCCAGGCCGGCGGUGAGACCUCGCUGCUCUGCAUGAAGCAGCCCCAGGGCGGCGUGGUGUGGUCCCAGACCGGGCCCCUGUGCCCGCCGACCAGCUGCCACCCGGACAACGGCGGCUGCGAGCACGAGUGCGUGGACGAGCCCGGCGUUGGCGUGUCCUGCCGCUGCCCCGCGGGCUCCAGGCUGGCGGCCGACGGGCGCCACUGCGAGGAUACCUGUGCCCAGGCGCCCUGCGAGCACCAGUGCGAGCCCGGCGGGCCCCAGGGCUACCGCUGCCACUGCCGCCUGGGCUUCCGACCGGCCGAGGACGAUCCCCACCGCUGCGUGGACACGGACGAGUGUCAGAUCCCCGGCGUGUGCCAGCAGAUGUGCGUCAACUACAUCGGUGGCUUCGAGUGCUACUGCAGCGAAGGCCUGGAGCUCAACGAGGAUGGCGUCAGCUGCAGCCACCCUGGCGACCGGGGCUCACUGGCCUCCCAGGACCUGGAGGAGGACGAGGAGGACGAGGAAGACGAGGAAGAUGAGGAUGAGGACAUGUCCUGGGAACCCUUCCCUCACGGCUGGACAGAGGAGCCGGGGAUCCCGUGGAUGGAGGCCUCGCCGGCAACCGACUUUGGCAUGGCCUACAACCCCGGCUUUCCCGAGGACGUCAUCGAGGAUGAUGGGCCACUGCUAUCGCACCUGGACCCCACCCGGUACCCCCCACCCAGCGUCCCCAGGGGCCCCUAUCACUCCGCAGUACUCUCCAUCACCCGCCCACCCUUGCCCCCGGCUCCCAACAAUCCCAGAACCCCUGCCAGGUACCCGGCUCUGCCUUCUGCCCACCAACCCCUGAUAGUUUCUGCCACGGGUGCCCCCCACCCUCCCGCCCGACAGAACCCCAGGACCCCGGCCAUGGUGGCACCCCCUCACCACCGCAUCCCCCUGUUCGCCACCAGCGCUCCACAUCAGCCGUCUGCCCACCACACCCCCUUUAUCUCCACCAAACAUCCAGGAUUUUUACCCUCUCACCCAGUCCCCGUGUUUCCAGACCCCCACACUCCUGACAUCCCGCAUGCAGCUCGCUCGCCUUCCAGCCCAGCUACCCAAAUCCCUCUGGCCAACACCUCGGAGGCCCUCCACCCCACUGUGACCUCGACCGGCCCUGUUCUCCAAACCUCUGUCUCCUUCUCUAUAACCCCAACUACCCUGCCCCCACCCACCGCUACCUCCAAGACCCCAGGAAUCCCCCUGUUCCCAGACUCCAAGACUCCCCUGCCUUCUCAUAGCCCCAGCCAUCAGACUUCACUCUCCAGCCCUCCAGACCCUCAUACCGAAGUCCAGCCGGUGCUAAGGGAAGGGGUCUCUGAGUCCCCGCUGCUGACCUCAGCAACUCCCACAGACCCCGGGGAGGCCAGCUCGGCCAGCCGCAGCCGGAGGGAUGACCGAUGGCUCCUGGUGGCCCUCUUGGUACCCACGUGCGUCUUCCUGGUGUUCCUGCUGGCACUGGGCAUCGUGUACUGCACCCGCUGCGGCCCCCACGCCCCAAACAAGCGUGUCACCGACUGCUACCGCUGGGUCACUCAGGCGGGCAGCAAGGGCCCUACGGCACCGGUGGCCCCUGGGAGCAGCCACCACGGCGGGGUGCAGACCUGCAGAACCAGUGUGUGACAAGGAAAGGGUGCUGGACACAUGGUCUG
This is a messenger RNA of Suncus etruscus (white-toothed pygmy shrew), 2282 nucleotides long. RefSeq names its product CD248 molecule (gene CD248). Gene Ontology annotation, molecular function: extracellular matrix binding; calcium ion binding; extracellular matrix protein binding. The transcript has a single exon. The record is from RefSeq and is a predicted model, not a curated record. Gene Ontology annotation, biological process: cell migration. Lineage: Eukaryota; Metazoa; Chordata; Mammalia; Eulipotyphla; Soricidae. Bases 1 to 2253 code for a protein of 750 amino acids. Gene Ontology annotation, cellular component: external side of plasma membrane; extracellular matrix.